This is a messenger RNA of Procambarus clarkii (red swamp crayfish), 6910 nucleotides long. RefSeq names its product kinesin-like protein KIF14. Gene Ontology annotation, molecular function: microtubule motor activity; ATP binding; microtubule binding. The record is from RefSeq and is a predicted model, not a curated record. NCBI's taxonomy places the organism in Eukaryota, Metazoa, Arthropoda, Malacostraca, Decapoda, Cambaridae. Gene Ontology annotation, biological process: microtubule-based movement.
GAGAAGUGCUCACUUACCCAGCUGCUAGCCAAUCACCGGGCUGGGUUUAGUAAACAUGAUUCAAUUUGCUGAAGGCGCGGCUAGUGUCUGAUAUACUAACAAUUGCUUCAUUGAACAUUAUAAGAGCACUAUGAGUAAAUUUAAGACAGAUGUGAAGGUGGUUUUCUCUUCACAUUCAGAAAAAAGGGACCCCGUCAACAAACAAGCUCUUAAAGAAAAUAAAAAAAAAACAAGAACCCCUCUUCAUACUCAGUCUUCCAACCCUCUACAAGAAAUGGACAGUGCACGUUUAUUGAAGACUCCUUCGAAUAUGGCGAACACAGCCCCUGCAAUAACACCUCGGACACCCAUGUCGGCCACAUCAUUCGUUCCCAGAGGAGUCAAAGCACACUCCUCCAAUACUGCUCCUACCACUCCACGUACACCUGCGACAUCCACAUUACACCCAUCUGACAUUCGGGGCACUACACCGUGUCAUGUUCCUUCUCCAUUAUGUUCUGCAAAAGGUGUAACUUUAAGGGCCAACCGUACACAUCUGCAGCCAUCUGUUUCCAGAACCCCUGGAACUAACACACCAAGCGUACCUCCAGUGUCGAGCUGUGCUGGCUCAAAGACUUCCAAAAAUAUGAGGGAUGCUGAAGGUGGGAAGAAAGAUGAUGAUGGAAGGAGUAAAGAUCAUUUGAAUAGAGCAUCAUCAUCUACAAUGCUUACUGUUCCAACUUCCACCAGGAGGUCAAGGGUGUCCUGUACCAGACUGUCUGGCGAGUCCAAGACUCCAACACAGGCAAAAUCAUCUGGUAGAUCUUCAGCAUCGUUUAAGCUUACAGUGGGCUCCAAUACACCAACUCCAGGCAGCUCAAGAAGAUCAAGCUCGAGCCAUGGAAGACUCACAAACACUGCUCAACCCCCAGCUGGCGUAAUACAAUUGACACCAGAUGUUGUGAGCAGGUAUCCAGUCAAAUUAUCUACAAGCCCGCACGAAAAAAACUGCUAUGGAGGGGCAGAAUCAACAACUGUGUCUGUUGGAGUGAGAGUUCGUCCAAUUAGCACAAGAGAACAGUCAACACCAGAUGUGCGAAAUAUUGUUGAUGUUGUGGGGAACUCUAUAAAGGUUACGAGUGACAGUGGCACUGUUCAUACCUUCAGCUAUGACCACUGCUUUAACUCUAGUGGUGUCCUUCAUCCACAUAAUGCUUCUCAAGAAGAUGUGUAUGUUACCCUGGCAAAACCUCUAUUGGAGAAGGCUUAUGAAGGUUACAACACCUGUCUCUUUGCAUAUGGCCAGACAGGUUCUGGAAAGAGUUACACGAUGCUUGGAGAUGACUCGUAUAGUGAAUCUGAAUUAGAAGUUCCUACAGCGGCUGGUAUUAUUCCCCGCUUUUGUCGAGAUCUCUUGCACCAUGCUGAUUAUUUACACUCUCUGAAUCCACCAGAAAGCCAAUUACCACAGUGUCGUGUUGAGGUGGAAAUUAGUUACAUUGAAAUAUACAAUGAGCGCAUAUAUGAUUUAUUGGCCAGUGGAGGAAGUGGAACAGAGUGCCGUGAGGCUCUGCGGGUUCGGGAACACCCAAACGAUGGUCCAUACGUAGAAGGGGUUGCACGUCAUUUGGUGUCAACUUAUGAUCACUUUCAGACAUGGCUAUUGUUGGGAAAUAAAGAGCGCUCCAUAGCUGCAACUGGAGUGAAUGAAAAAUCCUCACGAUCUCAUGCUGUGUUCACCAUAAAGCUUACCCAGAUACAGGUAGAAGAUGUUGAGGGCGAGCAACUGGAGAGCAGCAAGGUGAGCAUCAUUAACCUGGUGGACCUGGCCGGGAGCGAGCGGGUGGCAGCAGCGCAGUCACAAGGGGAAAGGCUAAAGGAGGGAGUAUUCAUCAAUAAAUCACUUCUGACCCUUGGAAAAGUCAUCACUGCCCUUUCAGAGAGUGAAGGACGACGAAGACAAUUCAUUCCUUACAGGGAGUCGGUUUUGACUUACUUAUUGAAGGAAUCUCUUGGAGGCAACUCUCGAACAGCAAUGAUUGCAACAGUUUCUCCCUGUAAUAUUUACUUGGAAGAAACUCUUUCUACUCUCCGAUAUGCACAGCAAGCCAGUAAAAUAGUCAACCACAACUACAUUAAUGAAGAUCCUACAGCGGUGAUUAUCAGAUCUUUGAAAGAUGAAGUUGAACGUCUUCGACUCCAGCAAUUGAGGAGGAGUUCUUCUCAGCUUUUUGAUGGGGAGGUUAUGGGAGAUGAAGAAAUAUCUGAUCAAGAGGGAGGUACUGAUGAUAAAGAGAAAGAUCUGUUGGAGAGAGAAAAUGCUGUCAAUCAAAAGGAAAUGGAAAGUAAUCAGGCAAUCCAAGAAAAAGAAGAAGAAAUAGCAGGCUUAAGGGAACAGUUAAGAUGCACACAGUUGCACUGUCAACAUGUUCUCAGUGAGAAAAAUAGAAAUCUAGAGCAGCGUCUUCAAGCAGCAGAGGCUCAGCGUCAACAAGCUCUGGAAAGUCUUCGCCGUCUUGGUAUUGCCAGUGAGAAGGAGACAGGUCCUAUGUUGAUCAACUUGAGUGAAGAUCCACAACUUUCUGAGACACUUUCAUACAGGCUUAAAAACGGUACCACUUCUUUGGGACAUUCAAGCUGUGACCUAACCCUCCGUGGACUUCACGCAGACAAUAUUCAUUGUUCUAUAUUGAAUGAAGAUGGUAAUCUGCAGCUACUUCCAAAGAUGGACACAGAUACAUAUAUUAAUGGCAAAUUGGUUACGUCCCCUCAAAACCUGCAACACAAUGAUCGGCUGGUGCUCGCUGGCAUUUACUAUUUCCGAGUGAGCAAUCAAGUAAAUAGUAAAAAUUCCAGUCGGGAGACAUCAAAGAAGAUGGAUUUCUACUUUACCAAAGAGGAACUAUUAAAGGAGCAAGAAAUAAGGUUACAAAAAGAAGCAGAAAUGGCCCUUGCUGCUAGUAAAGCUGAAAUGGAGCGAGAGAUGCGUUACCAGAAAGAUCGGCUUAUGCAAGAUAUCCUAGAUGCUCAAAAUCGGCUUAUGAACAAGCAGCAGUUAGUAUCUGAAAUGGAAGGAACACAGUUUAAGCUGGAGGCAGAAAAACGUUUGUUGGAGGAGAAAUUACUAAGAGAGAAAGAAGAAGGCCAACUGUUUGAUAUGUCUCUACAGUCAACUGGAUUACCACCUUCAAAUUUUGUGCUGGAGAUGCAAACUGCUUUCAAUGAAUCUAUGCAGGAAGUAAGAAGAGAGUCCAUCGGUCAUUCUUCUCACUUAUUAAGCUUGAGCAUAAAAGAAGCCAGACAGAUUUGCACGAAGCUCAAGAAACCAUAUGAAUUUACAUUGCACGAGGUUUUUAAUGAUUUUGGCCUUGAAGAAGUAGUGUUGGUGAAGGAUCUGCAACACCAUAUGACAGCCACCCUCACAAUACCAACCUUCAAAGAAAAGCUACAAACUCUGCGUGACAUUGUCCAGGGUGAAGAAUAUGAUGAAAUAUUUGAAGCCAGCCUGCAGUGGGAACGUAGUGAAGAUGUGACCUUUGCUCCUGGUUUUAUUAACAGGUUAUUGGAGUGCCCUUCUCUCCAAGCAUUAAACUCUUCUUUGAAUUGUUCUUUGAAUGCAUCCUCAUCUUUUCUCACUCGUUCAAACACUAACAGGAGGAGAAGUAACAUGUUGUAUGGAGCAGAGCGUUCUCUCAGUAUCUCUGAAUACUCUGCAUGUCGUGGCUCCGUAACAGUAGCAGGAGCAAUCCACUGGGCCCUCACGUCCUUACCCAUGUCUGACCCUGUGUCUCCUCCACUUUCUACUGCAUUAAAUACAGUUGCUGAUUUGCAUGAAGUUAUUCAGCAUAUCAGGGAUCACAUAACAGAGCCGGGGCACACACUAUCUGAUGAAGAUCUUACCAAGCGAUUCAUUCAUUUGUACCAUUCAAGCCAGGCUACAAUCAACAGCCUGUUAGCAGUAGCCAAUAUUGAGAAUUUAACAAACUGUGCAGAAGGGGUUCAGCUGCAAGAAAAACUGCGACGAAUGUCAUCCAAAAUCGCCAGUUGCACGUCUAGAUUCUUUCAGGGUGCAAAGAAUGAAGUUGAUAGCCUGUUGGAAGAAGAGAGUUGCAUAUUGGCAUCACUUACCCAAGCCCUUGUGGCUGAUAUUGCAAAACUGGCACUUUUUGCUUCAGUACCUGUACCAACAAGCACAAAAUUAAAACCAGGAGGAUUAUUGUGCAAGAAGUUUACAGAUGGAUUAAAAAAAGGACUAGAUUUGUUGGUCAUCAAUUCUGGUAAAACUGCAAGCAAUUCCACGGACCUUCUGUCGUCACCCUGCUGUGGAGAACGUGUGAGUUCUCAGGACUCGGAUGCUCUCUCAGCAGCUGCUCAUUCAGCUACAGCUGGUAUCGCUGCAUUUCUGAAGAAAUUUGAAAAGCUUAGCGCUUCCUUGGAGUAUGAUGAGAGCCGUCUUGAAGAAGAGAAGACAUACAAAAUUGUUCGAUGGGUAAAUUGUAUCGAGUUGACAUCAGACACACUGACUCAACUAACGGCAGCAAUAUUAGCAGUUGUGAAUCAGGUUACAUUAUCACAGCAAGGGAAACUGAACACGAGAGAGUUUGAGUGUACUAUCGAUGAGCUGAAAACAAGAUUGCAGUAUUUAAUGGAUUUUGCUGGCCUUAAUUUGACAUCUGCUGAUGGACCAGGCUCUUCACUCGCUUCAUCAUCCAAGAUGGAAAAUAGCAAAGAAUUUAUGGAUAACCUACGUACUGUAGCCUGGCAUUCUCUUCAUGAAGUUGAAAAUCUAAAAAAUUAUUUAUGUAGUUCUAAAAGAUCCUUAAAGUUAAAAGAAUCAAAAGGUAAUGCCUUCAAAUGUAAUAAAAUACUUGUGGCUGAGUGGCCAAGAAACAGUCAAGAAUACCAACAACAUUUAAAACGGUUAGAAGAGCAGAAGCACAGGAUGAAAAAUACACCAUACUACUUUGAAAUAGCUUCCUCUGAACAGAAGAGAGUAAGAUUUGACAUUAGCUCUUCUUCAAUUUCAUCAGUUGGUGGUUUUGAAGAAAAUGAUAAUGUAAAUGUAUAAAAUAUUUAGUAAUUAUAGGAUUAAGUCACUAUUCUCACCCACUCUUCUAUCUUCUCUUACUGUUUCCUCUCACCUCUUCCUUUUUUUUCUGCCUCUAUUUUUCUUUUUCUUUUUUGUCCUUUGUCUAUCUCUGUCUCUGGUCAUAAAUAUUAAGUUUCAUAUUUUCAUUAAUUCUGUACACAUGCUCUUUCUCUCUCACAUUCUUACUACGUAUACUGUGUGUACACGUACAUAUAUUUAUUUGUGCCAUAUUUAUCAAAACCACUGAGCAUUUGGAAAGGGCUAGGUCAAAUGUCACUCCACUGUAAUUGCAUUGAUUGUUAGAUUUCUAUUAAGGAUUUGUUACAGAUGCAUUUGUCACCAGUUAUUAUUAAUUAUCACAUUAAUAUUCAUAUUAUAUUUUGGCAGAUGUGAUUAUCAUGCAUCACCUUUCAAAUCCUCACCUGUGUAAAAGAAAACAAAAGUGAAGUGAGGCUCUAGUAUGGCUUAAACUGAAUUCCAGGUUUUAAAUCUUUAAUGAUUCAGAAAGAUGCCAGCUGGUCUAUCAGACUAUAUGUCUUUAGCUUUAAAUAAGAAGAGCAUUGGAGUGUUAAUUUUUCUCUAUUAUCCUUACUAUGUUCCAAAAUAAUUUUGAAGGACCAUGUGUUUCAUGUCUUCAGAAACUGUAGUUAGAACAGUCAUUGCCAGCUUCAAAAGUUUCCCCCAUGUUCAAUUUUUGUUGAGGUUUUGUGUAGUAUUCAUUUAUCACUUAAGGAUUUACUAAAUUGUGUAUAAUUGUUCCUUUUGAAGCUUGAUUCAUAUUUCUGGAGCAGUUAGGGCAUAGUAGAUAUGUCUUUGCUCUCUUUUUUUACUUCUUUAUAAAUUAUGUAAAUAAUAUAAUAAAUUUUGUGUGUGUAUCAUAAUGCUUCAACAAAUAUUGUUGAUAUCCUUUACAUUGUGAAAUAAAAUAGAUUAAUUAUAUUGCUCUUUGUUCAACAUUUGCAUACUUAGCUCACAAUAUAUGAGUUUCCAACAUGUUGUAAAAAGUAAUUUAUUCUUUGUGUGUUAUCUGUAACGAGGUGGAUAAAUCACAUUUCCCUUCUUCCGUUUUGUGUAUACAGUAUUUGACUGACAUGUUUUGAAGUGUGUAGGUUCUACUCGGUCACUAUUUCAUUAGUCACUGAGGAUGAAGCUUUAGUCUUUAUGUACUCAUUUCUCAAUGAACACAACCCAGAGUUGUUGUAGCCAAGUCUUGUAAUUGCCAAUUAUAUCAGCAACUUUUUUUUUCUGCAUCCAGUCAGCUUUUCCAUAGCAGAUCUACCUUUACCUUCAUUAUCUGCAACCAUGAAAUCCCCUGUUUUAAGACUCCAUUUUCUCUACACAAGUCCUCGUAUGUUUCUAGCUCUUUAAGCUUAAAAUACUGAGUUCUGACUUCUUGGUGAACAUGUUCUUCCACAAUAACCUAAAAAUAUUAUGGUUAAUAAUAAAAUUAAUACUAUCUUAGCAGUGUUUUUAAAACAGUUGAAGGUAUCAAGUUUUCUUUUAAAAAUGUGUUUAGUGUAUUUAUAUUUUUAAACAAUUUGUUCUUUGAAAAGCAUUUGCAGGUUGAUGGGAUGAAUUGUUUAUUAUGUUGCUGUUGUAAUUCUGACUUCUUACUGUUGAAUAUUACCUAGUCUUAAAAAUGCUUGACUUUUCAGUAGCUUACACAGAGGAAAGUGGUGUUUUUGUGUUAUAAAGAAGCAUACUUGUAAUACUUUCACAAUAUAUGUCUAAAAGAUUGUGGACAAGAAAGGCUCAUAGAUGAAAUAUUUAAUCUGUAAACAGUUAAUUGUUUUUCUUAAUGUAUAUAAUUGAUAAAUUAUAAUAAAAAUACACAUUUAUUAA